This is a messenger RNA of Marmota flaviventris (yellow-bellied marmot), 2463 nucleotides long. RefSeq names its product phospholipase A2 group III (gene Pla2g3). NCBI's taxonomy places the organism in Eukaryota, Metazoa, Chordata, Mammalia, Rodentia, Sciuridae. Gene Ontology annotation, molecular function: A2-type glycerophospholipase activity. Gene Ontology annotation, biological process: arachidonate secretion; phospholipid metabolic process. The record is from RefSeq and is a predicted model, not a curated record.
AUGGGGGUUCUGGCAGUGCUGCUAGGGGUGCUUGGCUUUCUGGGGUUGACUCCAGGGGGCUCCCAUGCCCUCCACUGGGAUAGCACUUCUUGCCACUUGGCCAGAUCCAUCCCUGGCAGCCCUCUUGGGUCCUUGAGCUUCCUGGGCAAGGAUACCCAGGGACUGGCACUGUUCCACGCCCGCUGGGAUGCACACAGAAGGCUGCAGGUAUGUAGCAGGCUGGAUGAACCAGAGCUCACGGCAACUUUCGGUGCUCUCUGUGUUCAUGAGAUCACCCAGGGCUUCUUCAUUCACACCCCCGGACCUGAGCUUCAGAGAACACUGGCCAUGCUUCAGAGUCAGUGGGAAACCUGCCGAGGACCUGAGGAAGGUCCAGCAAGGGCCAGGGAGAAGAGAAUGGCAGGGCAGAGUGAAGCACCUGGCAGAGGGCAUCUGCGAACAAAGAGAGGCUGGACCAUGCCUGGCACACUGUGGUGUGGAGUUGGAGACUCUGCUGGGAACUCCUCGGAGUUGGGGAUCUUCCAGGGCCCUGAUCUCUGCUGCCGGGAACAUGACCGCUGCCCACAGAAUAUCUCGCCCUUGCAGUAUAACUAUGGCAUCCGAAACUUCAGAUUCCAUACCAUCUCCCACUGUGACUGUGAUACCAGGUUCCAGCAAUGCCUGAGGAACCAGCAUGACUCCAUCUCGGACAUUGUGGGUGUAGCCUUCUUCAACGUACUGGAGAUCCCCUGCUUUGUGCUGAAGGAGAAGGAGGCGUGUGUGGCGUGGUACUGGUGGGGAGGGUGUAGGUCGUAUGGCUCGGUGCUACUCGCCCAUCUCCAGCCCACUACCUACUACAAUGCCUCCUGGAGAUCCCCCGUCACCUCCCUGACUCCAAGUCCCCAAAGCCUAGCCCCCACCAAACUGCAACAAAAGCAGCACCCUCAGAAGAGGCAGCCACAGCUAAAAAACUCCAGGUACCCCAGUCUGACCAACACCACAGUCUUCCAGGCCACAUCCUCCAGGACUGAUGUAGCCCCCACAGCUGAUACAUGGGCUCCCCAUCCAGUUCUCCAGCACCUAAAACCUCAGGGUGCCCACAGGGCCUGCCGUAGCUUCCGCCGCCUGGACCAGUGUGAGCACCAAAUUAAGCCCCAGGAAACCAAGUUCCAGCUGCUCAACAGUGCCCAUGGGCCCCUUUUCCACUGCAACUGCACACAACGUCUGGCACGCUUCCUGAGGCUCCAUAGCCCACCUGCAGGUGCCAACAUGCUCUGGGAGUUGCUGGGCACCACCUGCUUCAAAUUGGUCCCUCCACUGGACUGUGCUGAGGACAAAGGCUGUUCCAAAGACUCAAGGGCCAUCAAGGUGUCAGCACGGCACUUGCGGCGACUUCAGAAGAUACGAUUCCAACUCAGGGAUAAAGACACAGAGGAAGGGCAGGCAUGGCCAUUGGAGCCCGCAGGGACUCCUGUGUCAUUCUACAACCAGUGCCUGCAGCUAACCCAGGCAACCUGGAGACUUAAUGGGCAGCAGAAAUUCUGGAGCUAGUGACCUCAGUUCCAGUUCUCUUGAGCAUCAGCUUGGACCUUAUCCCUAGCUUGACCAAGCACUGGGAAUCUUGGUCUCUUCUCCAUGGGUUAUACUGCAGCAUGGCAGAAGCUCUUAUGGAAAGCCGGGAGGCUAGAGGUGGGGGACCUUAAGGCUCAAAUACCAGAGCAUGUCUCCUGCAGUGCUGGGUGACCUUAAGCUGGUGACAAAACCCCUCUGUGAGGUUUUGUGAACAUGGUAUUCAGGAGGCUCACUCUAAUGCCCUGGGCUUAGGGUCUUAUAUAGGAAACUUCACAUUUGAAUGGAAAUGGGGAGAGUAACUUAUUGCAGCAGCCCCAGGAGGUCCUAGAAGGAGGUACAUGCAUAUUCAUGUUGCAAAAUUAAUACAUGUCUCAAUAACCUGUCUAGGAAAGCCCUAGCACCUUGUCAUGAAGCCCAGGGCAGCUGGUAGGAAACUAGGAAUGUCACAGAAGUGCCUGCAUCUGAAUCCAGGAUGGGGGCACUGGAGAGGGCUUCCCAACUCCUCUCUUUCUAGGGGGCUCCUUCUUUUAAUAGCUGAUACAACCUUCCUAGCCUAGGCCUGGACCAUUCUUUCUGCCCUAAACCUAAUUCAAAUCUGUUCUGUGCACUGGGGCAAAGGACCUCCCUCCCCUGUUCUAAGCCUUGAUUUCCUCCUCUGAAAAGGGUGUGUGUGUAUACCAGAGCUACCUCAUAGUCUUUUGGGGAUCAAAUGAACUAAUAUUUACAUACUUAUAGCACUUAGCACCUAGUAAAUAUUCCUUCUCUAACACAGCCAAACUGCUUUGGUAUAACAUCCUGAGAAACUGAUGUAACCUCUUGGAGACCUCAAUUUGCUCUCCCAUGCCUGAGUCUAAGAAUGGCACUGAACCCAUUUGGUUGUGGUACAGAUUAAAGGAGAUGGCAUGAAUCCCA